UCGUAAAGGUUGCUCAGAAAGUGCAGAAAUUGUCAGUUUGAGAGGAUAAAAUAUCUUUAUAUAUACCUCUGUGGUGUUGUGUGCUAUGAAGAGACACAUUUGUGGGCUGGCUCUGAGUAAUUAAACACACCCCCGUCCAGCUCCUUACCUUAUAAAUGCCGCUGGAGGUCAAAUGAUCGCUUCGUCUCCAAGUGAAGAGCACUUUUCGAACAGAGGCCGACGAAAAGCAUUUAUUCUCUGAUUUGGCGACGUGUGGCGUUACUUUUUGUUAUUUGACACAAAUUCCAACAUCGGAUGGAGACGAAAGACAGUUCAAUACAACAGAUGGAUCCAAACCAUCCCAGCGAGGGUGCACAAACACCUCAAAUGGAUUUAGAGACAGCAUUGAAGGAAUGCUCCACCGCCCUCGAUCUUUUUCUGAACAACAGGUUCGCUGAUGCACUGGCUCUUUUAAAACCCUGGAAGAGUCAGAGCAUGUACCACGCAAUGGGAUACAGCAGCAUCUUGGUGAUGCAGGCAGGCAUGACCUUUGACCUGAAGGACAUGGAUGCUGCCAUGACGUCACUGAGAGAAUCCCUGCAGACAUGCCAGAGAUUUAGAAAGAGAACUGGAAUAGUGGAGACUCUAGCUAACCUGUGGUAUAGACAACCAGGCGACAACCUGACAGAAGAAGAAAUGCAUGCAGAGCUGUGCUACGCCGAGGUUCUGCUGCAGAAAGCAGCUCUCACAUUCUUAGACGAGAGUAUAAUCGGAUUCAUCAAAGGAGGCAUGAGAAUCCGAAACAGUUAUCAGAUUUACAAGGAUUGCCAGGCCAUGGCAAGUGUCACAAAUGAGGUGGAUAAGCUGAAGAACACAUAUGUUCAUUUCAGGGGCGGUGUCAGCAUGGGCAUUGGAUCAUUUAAUCUGAUGCUGUCUCUGCUUCCAUCCAGAGUCCUCAGACUGAUGGAGUUUUUGGGUUUCUCAGGAGACAGGGAGCUUGGUUUGUCAGAGCUGAGAGAGGGAGCAGCCAAUAACAGCCUGCGAUCUAUCCUCAGCGUCUUGACACUGCUGAUGUUUCAUCUCUACAUUUCUGUGAUUCUGGGUACCGGUGAAGGAAACCUUACUGAGGCUGAAGCCCUGCUGGAGCCUUACAUUAAAAAGUUCCCUAAUGGAGCACUCAUCCUUUUCUACAUUGCAAGAAUUGCUUUGCUCAAAGGAAACUUCACAUUUGCCCAGGAGAAGUUCCUGGCAUGCAUCGAAGCACAGGAAGAGUGGCGUCAGAUUCACCACCUGUGUUACUGGGAGCUGAUGUGGGCCUACUCUUUCGAACAAAACUGGAGGGAGGCGUAUCGUUAUGCUGACCGGCUCUGCAAGGAGAGCAAGUGGUCCCAGGCCGUCUAUGUUUUCCAGAAAGCCGCCAUCUUGAGCAUGCUCCCAGAGGAAGAAGUAACUCAACUGGGAGAAAAUGUGGUGGAAUUAUUCAGGAAGGUGGAUGGUCUCAGACUGAGGAUUGCUGGGAAGUCGAUUCCAACGGAGAAGUUUGCGGCAAAGAAGGCACAGCGAUACUCUUCCUCUAACCCUGUGAAACUAGUUGUCCCUGCUUUGGAAAUGAUGUAUGUGUGGAAUGGAUUCACAAUAGUUGGCAAAAGACCUGAGUUGACUGAAAGCAUCUUGACCACCUUAGAGAAAGCAGAGGAGCAGCUCAAAGAUGAUCCAAACCCAUCAGAGUAUCAUCUGGAUGACCAGUGCGUUGUCCAGCUGCUGAAGGGCUUGUGUCUAAGACAGUUGGGGCGUCUGGUCCAGGCCGAGCUCUGCUUCAAUCAAGUCAUUUCCAGUGAAAAUUAUAUUAAGCAUGAGAACUACCUGGUGCCAUUUACAUUGUAUGAGCUGGGCCUUUUGCACAAGCAAAAAGGCAAUAUCGACAAGGCCAUCGCCAUGAUUGAAGAUGCCAAGAUGAACUACAAAGACUACAACAUGGAGUCGAGGCUACACUUCCGCAUCCAUGCAGCACUCAACACCAUGGGUUCCUUUUCAGCCAAACUUCCACCUUCACGUACGCCAGCUUAAAAGACCCCAUGGCUGGAAGCUCAAAUAUAAAAACCCGGGGGUAAGCCCGUUAGCUGCCUUCAGCCCUGUGACUGUACUUGAAAUCCCCCAGAUGGACACCUUGCUAUAAGCCCCUUGAUAACAGUAUACAUCCAAAAACCUGUUAGCAUGGCAGAGCAGAGCUCUGAAAUGCAGCCCUGUGAAAUUUUGUAAUGAUAUAAAUAAUGUAAUUUUAAAAACAUCUUGCUUUUUAAAAUCUUCAAUAAUAUCCAGCUUGAGACUGCUCCACUUGUCUUGCUUGGGUUUUUUUUCAUGAUAUUCACUACAUUUCAAUAUUUUAAGGAUGAUGUCAGGUACAGUUGUUAAAAUGGUCCUGUUCUAAAUCGAACAACCUUCUUGUAAAUAACUCUUGAUUUUCUUUUUCCAGUGCAGUGUAAAUCUGUCUGCUCUGAAUAAGAUAUUUACUGAAUAAAUCUUAUAAAUCAAA
Molecule: messenger RNA, 2512 nt
Organism: Thunnus maccoyii (southern bluefin tuna)
Lineage: Eukaryota; Metazoa; Chordata; Actinopteri; Scombriformes; Scombridae
Product: tetratricopeptide repeat protein 39B-like
Exons: 18
Coding region: 295-2046 (583 amino acids)
Molecular function (GO): protein binding
Source: RefSeq, a predicted model, not a curated record